Molecule: messenger RNA, 6849 nt
Organism: Myripristis murdjan (pinecone soldierfish)
Lineage: Eukaryota; Metazoa; Chordata; Actinopteri; Holocentriformes; Holocentridae
Gene: hmbox1b
Product: homeobox containing 1 b
Exons: 10
Coding region: 338-1873 (511 amino acids)
Biological process (GO): positive regulation of DNA-templated transcription
Cellular component (GO): nucleus
Molecular function (GO): double-stranded telomeric DNA binding
Source: RefSeq, a predicted model, not a curated record
UAGAUCAGUGAGCCAUCAGCUCACUCCUCCUCUCUCGUUUUAGGGACAUGUAGUUUUUAGUGUAAAAAACGCCGCCGCGUGGUGGAGGCCUUUGUAAAACUUAAACUACAGUUCCCUUAGACCUAGUCGGAGGUGUUAGUUGUCAAUAUGGCUGUUGUCAGACAGACAAAGCAGAGAGGCAAAUAAUUCGCCUCUGAUUAGAAAUCCUUGGGAAAGGGUCGGACAGGGCACUGUUAUCAAAUUGGCUCAUUGUUCGGCUGCAGUCAAAUACAAAACGGGUCUUUGGUCGAGUUGAAAAGUUAAAUGGUUAAGUGGCCGAUCUGAACCGAGCAGCAGGAUGUCUGAGUUCAGCGAGGAGCCGCGCUUCACUAUCGAGCAGAUAGAUCUGCUGCAGCGGCUGCGUCGCACCGGAAUGACCAAGCAGGAGAUCCUGCAUGCACUUGACACUCUGGACCGGCUGGACCGGGAGCACGGCGACAAGUUUGGCCGCCGCACCUCUUCCUCCUCCUCCUCAUCCUCCUAUGGGGGAGGAGGGGCCAACAGCUGCAGCAACAACUCUGCCUCUAAUACCACCACACCAUUCAACAACAACAACACCACUGCCUCUGCAACUGCCACCUCUUCUGCUUCAUGCAAUGGAAACAACGGUACCAUCAACAGCGGCGAGGGAAGCAACGGUACCGGGGAUCGCUCUGCAGCUGCCGCCUCUUCCACAACCUGCAAAGUCUCCACCUCCACGCAGACGCAGUUCCGCGGCGGCGGGGGUCUCUCGCCGUCUCCUAGCAACAGCUAUGACACCUCCCCUCCUCCUGGGCCUCCGCCACCUUCCGCCAUCCUGCCCUCCCCGGUGUCGCUCGUGGCACUGUCACAGAAUGGCCGUGACAGCCUAGCCGCCACACCCAAUGGGAAACUGUCUCCCCCGCGAUACCCGGUGAACAGCGCGGCAGCGGCGCGGGCCUUCGGGUUCGAAGCCACGGAAGAGGACCUGGACAUUGACGAUAAGGUGGAGGAGCUCAUGAGGAGGGACAGCAGUCUGGUCAAAGAGGAGAUCAAGGCCUUCCUGGGCAACAGGAGGAUCUCUCAGGCAGUGGUGGCACAAGUCACUGGGAUCAGCCAGAGCAGGAUCUCUCAUUGGCUGCUGCAGCACGGCUCCGACCUGAGUGAGCAGAAGAAGAGGGCCUUCUAUCGCUGGUACACGCUGGAGAAAACCACCCCAGGUGCCACACUAAACAUGCGGCCAGCCCCCUUGGCUCUGGAGGAGAUGGAGUGGAGGCAAACCCCACCCCCCAUUAGCACUGCCCCUGGGACCUUCCGGCUGCGUCGGGGAAGCCGCUUCACUUGGAGGAAAGAGUGCCUGGCUGUGAUGGAGAGCUACUUCAACGACAACCAGUACCCUGACGAGGCCAAGCGAGAGGAGAUUGCCAACGCCUGCAAUGCUGUCAUUCAGAAACCAGGGAAGAAAUUGUCUGAUCUGGAGAGGGUUACCUCCCUGAAAGUUUACAACUGGUUCGCCAACCGACGGAAGGAGAUCAAGAGGCGGGCAAACAUUGAAGCCACAAUCCUGGAGAGUCACGGGAUAGAUGUCCAGAGUCCUGGAGGACACUCCAACAGCGAUGACAUCGAUGGGAAUGACUUCACAGAGCAGGCCUGUGACCUGCCCUAUUUUGAUAAGAGACCUCUCAGCCGACCAUUUAACUUCUACCGACUGGAGCCCACCUCGCCAACACAGGAUGACAGCACAGGGCACAACGAGCACCAGGACCCAAUCUCCCUGGCUGUGGAGAUGGCAGCCGUCAACCACACCAUUCUGGCCCUGUCUAGAACAGGAGCGGUCCCCAGCGACAUCAAGACGGAGUCGCUGGAGGACGAAUGAACUGCACAGGAACUGGGGUGGAGGAAGAGCACGGGAAAGAGAAGAUGAUGGAGUUGGUGAAUAAGAGGGGGAGGGAAAGGAGGAGUAGAAAAGGGGGGAAAAAAAGGAGGGUGGGGGCAAAAUGAAACUUAGUAAAUUCUUAUGAAUCUAUCCUGUAUCCAACUGUUCCUUUUCUUUUAGCUACCCCCCCCUCCUCCUCCUGCAAAGCCCAUGUAAAUGAUAAUCAGCUACCGCCCCCCCCCACCGAUUAUACUGACACAGCUGGCGGAAAUGGGUCACUAUACGUCCUCUGAUCUCCUUUCUUAAAAUGUUCCAUGGAAAGAAGAAAAGGGUGCAAAAAAGGCCUUUAUCCCCCACAACAGCAGCUCCUGUGUGAGACUGCUUUUCCUGAAGACUCCCCUCCCCUCCUCCUGCUAUUCUUUCUUCUCCCGGGGAAACCUCCUUCUCCUCCUCUUCCUUAUCCGCUCCUUCCUCCUCCUCCUACUCCUCCUCACCCCCCUUCUCCUGCUUGUCCUUCCCUCUCCAGCCUGGUUGUCUGAGCCAAUCCUCAGUCGAUCUCACCUCAACUUCAACCUCAGAAAAAUAACGUGUACUGUAUAUAUAUAUAUGGUUCUUAUGGUUCUCAGUCACACUCCUCUCAUGGUGUGCUACCUAACCCCCCCCCCCCAACCCCCUAAAAUUCACCCUUUUCAUUGUGCAAUUCAUUGGAAGAGCAGCAAGCGCCUCCAGCCAUCAUCUUGGGAAAGAUGGAUGGAUGGAUGGAGAGAAAUACUCUCCCUCCCCGUGCCACUGAGGCGGUCAGCGGGGAUAAUAUUGGCAGACCUGCCUGUCUCGUCAAUGUCUCCUACCCUCUAUAGCUAUCAUUCCUUCUUUGUUUUUCCACAAUAGUACCUCUGUUGGAUGAAAACCUUGCAUCUUGAAGACGUCUAAGAAAGGCAGCCUUAAUUUCAUGUUGACCACCAUGCGCUUUCCACAGUAUACGGUGGGAUUUAGAGGGGGUCUCGUGACCUGAAAGAUCAUCAGACUUUAGCUAGGGACACACUAUGCGACUUUCGUAACUUUCAUUUGCCUUCAUUUUCGUAGUCCUGAGAGUUUCCCCAGUCUUAAGAAGCUCACAAGAGAAACCGUCGACUGUUGUGGUGCUAGCAGUGUGGCUUUUGCACAGUCGUCAGUCCAAGGGGUGGCCUCUCAUGACAAAAUAGUCAAAAACCAAUGAGAUCCCAAGCAGAAACGGCUGUCAAAGCGAGGUAGGGGUGAAAAGCUGUCUCAGUGUCCUGUUUUAUGAAGUUUACCUCUCUGCUUCCAGCUCCCUUUUCUUUGCAUGUCUGUUCUGCUUUGUUAUAGAAUUGCUCUAUAAUACAAUCAGCUAUAUAAUAUGAUUAAAAUGUUCAGUACUGUUGUUAAAAUGCUAAAUCCAAACAUUCUUUUAACUUAACCAGAAAAAUAGUAGGAUUACUAUUAUCCCUGAACCCUCACCCACUGUUGACAUUUAUAACUCAGAUGUUAAUAAUCAUUAGACUGUAAUAGUUAACCUGUAUUUAAUAGCAAAUAACAAUGAUAGGAACAUCUCAUUUAUGUAACUGUAUACUAUAUUAAUACAAAUCAGUAUGUAUUUAUAAUACAGGAUCAUGAGUAGUGUUCCAUUCAUUUGACACUGGUUAAAUAACAGGAUUCUGUGACCAAGCAGCUAUCUACUCAGAAAUAAGCUCUCCUUAUGUUUUGAUGAUGAACAAGUAGUCAGAGUGUUGGCGAGUCGCCUCGUGUGUCCCGAGCUUUACUCAGCACUUCAAGGACCAUGUAGUUUUGCAGUUUAAGUAAAAAUAAGUAAAAUGCCAAAAUUAGUGAAAAGGUUUACAUCCAACAGCAGCAGUUGUUUUUAACUGUUUGAGUUGCUUUACCCUCUGUUAUUAGAUAGCCUAAACGGCGACUGGAUAUACAGUCAUUUUGCCUUCAUAAUUAGCUUCCCAGUGACACUGUUAUUAAGUACUAAAGGCUAUAAAAAUCUAUUUAGGGUCAAUCACGCAAACUUAAGCUAUCUGAUAAUGGGGAAUUAUGCUUUGUUUUAAAUGUCAUCAAUGCCAAAGGAAAAGAUGCUUGGAGUAAACAUAAGAGGCUUCUAUAAGGCUGAUUCUAGGUCAGUUCCUUUAUGUUUAGUCAAGAGGUAAUGUUUGCAGUCUGAGCUCUUGAGGGAUCUCAGAGCCGUACCGGGGAAAGACGAGGUUUAGUGCUUUUCUCCAGUGUGGCGUUCAUUUAUCCAAAGUGAUUUCUCCCAGCUCCUUUGGCAUAGAUAAGUUUUUAAUCACUUUCAUUGAAGCCUCUUGAGCCAGUGUGGCAUUGUAUGUUGGGCUUGACACUACAGCAGGCCUGUGUCGUUAAGGAUAGGUAUAGCAGCCAGAAAUGAUAUUGAAAAUACCCCUAAGCUAUUUACUACUUGUUCUGUGACGCUGCCUCUUUAUAAUAGCCUAAAGAAUGUGCUUUCAGAAGAUUUUUUUAAUAUCAGUGGUAUCAGAUUAGACAAAAUCCGCACUGGAAAUGGUUUAGAAUAUCAUAAAAACUUAGGAGGCGUUUGUUGUUGUUGUGUUUUUUUUUUUUUUUUUUUUUUUUUUUUUAAUCUAAGUAGCCUCAAAGGUAAAAGCACCUCAUGCAAGGGAAACUGAAUCAAACACACCUCAAGUGUUGAUAUUGGAAAUCAUUUCCAACAUUUAUUUUGCCUUGGGCAGAGCCUUUUCAAAACCAUCUCUGAGCAGUGGAGUUCAACUUUAUCUCUGUGUCUUAAACGUGUGAUGGGUCACUAGCGCUAUCACCGCUGGGUCAAGUAUUAGUGCAUUUUCAGUCCGAGUCCAGGACAAGAGUCACGUCUUCAAACUUGGACCUGGGGUGAGAAAGUUAAACUCCUGGCUUAAAUGAUGGUUUUGGAGAACUAGGGAAAUAUUUCACUGAGCAGGAGAACCAAGUUGGCCUGAUAACUCCAAAUAAGAAUUGUAAUUUUUCAUGUUUUUAAUCGUCAACUUGAAUAUUGGCUCUUAAAAUGUCCUGCAGUCGUACCAAACGUGGAUAACACGCUAAGUUUUUUCAUGCUGAUUUUCAGUUACGCAGUUAACUUGGUAAUCCUGCCUGUUGAAUUAUAUCUCGGCUCUGGGCUGACUAGUCUAGUAAAGCUCUAUUUAAUUCUAUUGCUUCAGUGUGUACGAAGCUCCAAUACAGUGACUCAGUACUGGGAUCUGUGUUUCUAAAAGAAUGAGUUGAAAGAUAAAAACAAAAUAUGUAUUUAUAUUCUUUUUUUAAGUAAUGUACAAAAAGAAUGACAAGGAUAUGUUUUGAGAUGAAUCAUGCUUUUAUUGUUAAAUUAAUCAUGCUUUUUAAAUUUUUUCCUCCCUUAUUUUUCUAUUUUCAUUUACACUUUUUUUGUGUCAUCCCUUAUUUGACUGAACAACAGUCUUCCCGUUUGUGUCCGAGGUAGUAAGCUAUUUUGUGAGAGAUGGACGAUAAUGCACCUUAUUUAAAAAGAAAAAAAGAAAAAAGUAUCGCUGUCGACUAAGCUUGAAAUGUAACCUUUCCCCCAUGCCUUCCUUUAAAUGGUUAAUGUCCAAUCUACUAUAAUGGGGCUGGUGUGAAUAAACAUUUCCGUAUAGCUGCCUCACACACCAUAUCAUAUGAAAUCAUAGCCCCAGUGCGUGCCAUUCUCUUCCCUUUUUAAAAUCAAAUCAAAUCACACCAAACUUCUUAGUGAAACCCAGCAGUCUGAUGUUGCCCUUAUUAUCGCACAUACCUCAUAAGAACAGACGUUGGAGGAUUAGGUCACCACAAAAACGAAAAUUCAGGCAUUAUCUCCAAACUCCACUGAAGUGUGUACCAAAAAAAAAAAAAAACUGCAAAUAAACAGACCCUCAGUGCAGUUGUUUGGCUGUGAAACACUUGGAUAGCCCUUCUUUGUUGUUUUAUUGGUAAACUCAGUAGUUGAAAAGAAGGAUGAGAUGAAACAAUGAAGGCAGGCUGGCUGUAUGUUUUUUGACUGGCGCCAGUGAGCAGUUGAUGACUGAAUUUUCAUUUUUGGGUGACCUGCUCCUUUAACACCUCUGAAUCCUAAGGGCUCACUGGGAAAUUCGGCAUGUAGAAGAUUUCCAAAGUGUCACGUGUUGAAUAAAACUGAACUUUGAGCACUGGUGUACAUUAUUUUAGGAAAACCCGGGUUUAUUCUAGUAUAAUACAGCGGGCAAAUGUUUAAAGGUUGAAGUGUUUUCCUUUGGAGUUUGGUGUGACAAUCUGUCUCAUAUCAUGAAUGGCAUAUGUUGGUGAUAGUGAAAUUAAUGUCAGUGGAAGGAAGUACAUAGGAAAGAGUGCAUUUUGAGAGCAUCCAGGCAUUUUUCAUUCAGAUCAAGACACGUGCGAGUGAACUGCCUUCAAAUCUGAGAGAUGCCGUGGCCCAAUUAGUACCAGAUUUGUUCCAGCAGUAUUUUUUUGUAGGAUUUCAGCCACAGUAUGACAAAAACAUGGAUUUGGGACGAGGGGGAAAAAAAGGCCCUAAAGUACAAGUAGUAAAUAAAAUACUUGAUUUUCCAGAAUGGCAAUGAAAACAGACUAAUCUGCAGGCUGAAUCUAAAGAAAGGUCUCUCCCAUCUGAUGUUGUGCUUACUCCAGUAGUAGUGCUCACCCUGAAGGGGUAUCCUCUUGUGGUGUGUCAGGGUCAACAUGUCUACAUGUCCUUCUGUAUCCCCAGUGAAACAACAUCCACUUCAUCCCAAUAUAGCUCUGAAAAAGAAGACUGAAUGCUGUUGUAUCAAUCUCUAAUCUAGUUAUGUUCAAAAUUACUGUAUUGCCCAUUUCAGAAUUUAGUGCCUUUUUUGGACAGUAGACUGUUCUGUAAUUAAGAUGUAGUAUAUAUACAUUUUUUUGUACAGUUUCUUUGUUCAUUUUUUUAACUUGUGUUUAUUUUAGUAUGAUAUAUAAUGUACAAGAGAAUAAAGCUAUAUCAAUGA